Mytilus trossulus (common blue mussel) is the source of this 708-nucleotide messenger RNA. RefSeq lists its product as uncharacterized. The transcript is spliced from 3 exons. Bases 60 to 602 code for a protein of 180 amino acids. Lineage: Eukaryota; Metazoa; Mollusca; Bivalvia; Mytilida; Mytilidae. The record is from RefSeq and is a predicted model, not a curated record.
UAAAAGACCAAAUUCAACGGGAUUGAUCUGGCAUACAUCAAAGAACCAACUUUACCACAAUGUUUUGUAUACCAGAAAUAACACUGGUUAUGCAUGUUAUGUUGAUCAGUUUAUCAUCAUAUGAAAUGGUUUCAACUGACCUGGCCAACAGUACAACACAAGAAGCAUCAACCACGAUCACAUAUCGGGCUCUACGUAACACCUUACCACCUAUGUCAAAUUAUCAAUGUUUAUCUGAUGCUGACUGUGGCGUGGACCAAUGUUGUCAUAAACUACCCAAAAAUCCAAUAUAUAGUAAACGUUUCCUCGAAAUUCAGACAUCACAUCCUUUUGGCAAUUAUUAUAUUGGAUCAAGAUGCAGUGACAAGGCAAAAGAAGGAGUGUUUUGUCCAUUAUACGUUUGCGGGUGCGUAAAAAAUCUAGCAUGCCGACAUAUAAAAAUGCCCCCUUCAAUGCUUCAGAUGUCGACUCGUCCAACUCUACCUCCAACAAUAAACACGUGGACUCCGCCAAUGGAAAUGAUACCAACUAUUCCAGAUGUCCAGCGAGUAAGGAGGACAUUUCCGCCGAUUUUACCUGGGUAUUACUAUAGAUGUGUAUGAAAAGAGAUAUCAAAAACGGAUUUAUGCAAUAUCAUAUUUUGAAUGUUCUGUGAUAUUCACAUUAAUAUGUAUAUAGCAAUUUGAACGAAACCUUUGAAUUUUUGAA